CUGAAUAUCGGAACGCAGUCUGAAUUUUUAUAUAGUCCAUGCUUGUCCUGAAUGAAGAUUAGGUUAGGUUGCAGAUUUGUUGGAAGUUCCGGUUGAUCCAGGUCGAUUCACAUAAGCUGGGUGCAAUUUAAGACGACUACGAUUACCUGUCAUAUUUUCUACCAGUAUUGAUUUUGUGCCUGAGCAAUUAUGACGUCCAAAGUUACUUUCAGAAUAACUCUCACAUCCGAUCCUAAUCUGCCAUAUAAAGUGUAAGUGACUUUAAGAUAUAAAUGAUAUGUCCAAUCGCAUAUGUUAACAUGCAAGCCACUGGUUCUGAGAUUUUUAAGACUAUCGAUGCGUUUCUCGCGCUAUUGCAAUCUCCAGUUGCUACUGAACAAAUGACUAUAGAACAUGUGAUGCAAGGUUUCAAUUGUGCUCAUUUUAUCGAGAUUACCAUUGCCAAAAUGCAAGCUGAAGACAAAAAAUUACUUUUCGAAAAGUGCUUACGUCAAAAACUGGAACGAAAAUUAUAUCCACAUGAGAAUAUUACAUGUUCUGAUUUGGAGAAAGCCUGUGACAAAUUGUUGGAAUGUUAUUUGAAGGACAAUCAUAUUUCUACGGUAAUGGUAGACGAAUAUCUAAAACUGUAUACUCAACAUUUUGGACAAGACAGAUUAAACGCCUACCUAAAACAAACAAUAAGUCAUGCUUUUGCCGUGAACAUGGUUGUUAAUUGUUUAGAAGAAUUAGGAGUACCAUUCUCUAGUAUGGAAGAUGAAGCAUUAAUCAUGUCAUGGCAAAUGGCAUUAGCUAAUGGCGAUCAAGACGAAGUAAUGAAAUGCAUAAACAAGAUGAUAAAUGAUGGUUGUGUUUCAAGAUUGGUGUGCUUAACAGUUGAAUCGCAUGAUGAUACUAUUAAACAAUUGGUUACGCAGACCUUUACUUCAAAGCUAGUGGACUAUGAUUCUGAUAUAUGUGUAGCUCUAGCAAAUACCAAAAAGAAGUCGCUUUUAAAAUUGCUUCAAGACAGUGAUCGUUUUUGCAUAGAUUUCGUCGAUGCGAUAUUCUACUUUGGCCGAAAUAUGUGUCUAGUGGAUGGAAAAUGGCAUUCAGAUUUUACCUUUGAAUACGAACAUCUCUGUCAAAUGAUGAAAAUGUUAUUAAAUGGUCCUCGCGUAAUUCGAGAACCAAUAUACAACAGAAUAUCUAUUGUUAAAGCUCAACCUGGUAGCGAGAUAUGGACUGAUAUUGAAGCAGAUAUUUUUAGUUAAUUCUCUAAAUUCGAUGUGUUUUGUAAUAUAAAUUAUGCUUGUAUCGUUCUACAAUGUAAUUUUUGCAAAAAAAUGAAUAAAAUUUUUUUUACA
Messenger RNA from Pogonomyrmex barbatus (red harvester ant), 1346 nucleotides. Its product is annotated as Ubiquitin-fold modifier 1. Gene Ontology annotation, biological process: protein K69-linked ufmylation. Lineage: Eukaryota; Metazoa; Arthropoda; Insecta; Hymenoptera; Formicidae. The record is from RefSeq and is a predicted model, not a curated record. Gene Ontology annotation, cellular component: nucleus; cytoplasm.